CACGAGUAUACGAAGAAAUGCGGGGAAGUGAAGGACGAUGUGCUCAGGGCAAUGGCGAAGCUGCUGGAACUUGACGAUGAUGAUUACUUUGGGGAACACUUUGGGGAGAAGCCUCUCACUGACGUGAGAUACAGCUACUACCCGGUGUGCCCGAGGCCAGAGCUCGUGUUUGGCCUCAAGCCCCACUCCGAUGCAACUGUUGUUACAGUCCUUAUGGUCGAUGACAGAGUGGGUGGCCUACAAGUUCUCAAAGAUGGGGUCUGGUGGGAUGUACCGAUCGUACCUCACACGCUACUCAUGAUUAUAGGAGAUCAAGCUGAGAUAAUGAGCAAUGGGAUCUUUAAGAGCCCUGUGCACAGGGUCGUGACAAACACAAAGAAAGAGAGGCUAUCGGUGGCACUAUACUACUAUGUUGAUCCUGAGAGAGAAAUCGAGCCAUCGGCUCAGUUGGUCAAUGAGAAGAGGCCGGCGUUGUACUCAAAAGUGAAUGUUAAGGACUACUUUGCCAGAAGUUACAACGCUUUUACUGAAGGGAAAAUGGUUAUCGAUACAGUGAAGAUCUAACUAAGCAUGCUAUCAUUGCUUUCAUUCAAUAAAAUGUUGUCAUUCUGCAACAAAUGUUUGUAUCAUGUAUGUAUUCAUGUAUCGUUACACCCCUGAGUGUAUUCACUUCCUUUGUUCAAUAACACAUGUUC
This is a messenger RNA of Triticum urartu, 695 nucleotides long. Its product is annotated as flavonol synthase/flavanone 3-hydroxylase-like. The record is from RefSeq and is a predicted model, not a curated record. Lineage: Eukaryota; Viridiplantae; Streptophyta; Magnoliopsida; Poales; Poaceae.